This is a messenger RNA of Hyposmocoma kahamanoa, 1638 nucleotides long. RefSeq names its product serine protease snake-like. Bases 194 to 1303 code for a protein of 369 amino acids. The transcript is spliced from 8 exons. Gene Ontology annotation, biological process: proteolysis. The record is from RefSeq and is a predicted model, not a curated record. Gene Ontology annotation, molecular function: serine-type endopeptidase activity. NCBI's taxonomy places the organism in Eukaryota, Metazoa, Arthropoda, Insecta, Lepidoptera, Cosmopterigidae.
UAAUACAGACUAUUCUUAUAAACAAAUCGGCAAAGAAGCAGAAAAAGAUCCUGUCGCUAAUCAUAUAAUUCUUAAAUUCCAAAAUCAAGUUUAUCGUGUAAUAGACCAUACAAGAUCCCAAAGACCAGAAUUUUCUCAAACCGUAACUCCACGUCCUGAAGAAAAAAGACGCCAAUACACCCGAAAUCCACCAAUGAAGAUUCCAGCAAAGCCACGUUACAGUUUUUCGAAUGUAAUGCCUGUAAAUCCUAGAGUAAAACUGAACAAGGCUAUCCGGAGAAUGGAUCAAUAUUUACAAUGGAACAACUCGUGCUCAAUGAAUUCAUUGCGUUCGCCAUUGCCCCCAGACUUCAGAGGUGACGUUCAACGGAUUAGUGAAGCUAAAUGUCUGGAAUACAUCUGGAAAAUAAAAACCGAAGAAGAAAUCAACAAACGCGUGGACACGUGCUAUAGGCGAAAUGAAAUCGAUAUUUCCAAAAUUCCCAACGGUAUCGAUGCGGGAUAUGGGGAGUUUCCGCAUAUGGGUGCCGUAGGAUGGCUAGCAUCAGACGAAACCAAAGAAGAAUACGACGAUGACUACAUUUUCAUGUGCGGCAGUACCCUGAUAAGCGAAAACUUUGCUUUGACGGCAUCACAUUGUGAGAAGGCACCGCCCGGAAAUAAGCUAAUACAACCUGGUGCAUUGAAUCCUAAGAUAGUUAGGUUUGGCGUAGAGAGGUUAUAUAGAGAAGAGCUAUACAGACCUCGUCAAGAUGCAGUAAUAGCUGCAUUCAUACCAUACCCUGAUAGAGACAAGAUACACAAAGUGCAUGAUCUAGCUCUUAUACAAUUCGAAGAUCCUGUCUACUUCACCAGUUUUGUGCGACCUUCUUGUAUUGUUCCCCAAUCUUUUAAGAGAGCUGAGAAAGCUACUGUUUCUGGUUGGGGAGUCACCAAGAGAACACCGAGCAAUUCGCCAGCAAAAGAACUGCAAAAGACAGACGUGGACAUUCUAGAUAAUAGUCUAUGCAAUAAGAAACUAAGGCCGAGAAUGAAGAAAUCCGGAUGGCAUGGUCUUAUCCAACAGAUUUGUGCUACGAAUCUGGCAGUUCAAACUGAUGCUUGUCAGGGUGAUUCCGGCGGUCCUCUUCAAGAGACACUGAAAACAGGGACAGAAACACCUGUAUACAAUGUCUUAGGUGUCGUCGCGUUCAACUUUGUAUGUGCAUCGACUAAAGUUCCUAGUAUAUAUACUAAAAUGGAUCAUAAAAAUUACAUGGAUUGGAUAGAGAAUAAGGUAUGGGGAAAUAAUAUUAAUGAGUAGGUAUAAAAGAUAACGCAAGGUCCCAACCUUUUGGAUAUAAUAAACAUUAAUACAUGACACACAUGAUGUAACAAUAGAAUAAAACAUCGAAGGAAAGGUUGAUAUCUACGAUGAUAAGUUACUUUCACCAGAUAAAAGUAAAGACAAAUGUGGGGUCGAACUAGAAGGUUCAAGAAAGUGAACAGCAAAGUUAGUCUGGAAGGCGCUACAUUAACAAAAGCGUCAAACAUUAAUGAAGAAUUAUUUACCUUUUAUGGGUUUGGUGAAGAAGUCAUAAAUAUAAAAAUUCGAUCGUGUAUCAAAUAUUUUUGGGCUAGCUCUGUUGUAUUAUCGGC